This is a messenger RNA of Botrytis sinoallii, 1017 nucleotides long. RefSeq lists its product as uncharacterized. The transcript has 3 exons. The record is from RefSeq and is a predicted model, not a curated record. NCBI's taxonomy places the organism in Eukaryota, Fungi, Ascomycota, Leotiomycetes, Helotiales, Sclerotiniaceae. The coding region runs from base 1 to 1017 and encodes 338 amino acids.
AUGACGUUCGCAUUCUCAAGAGGGUGUAUUAAAAUACAUUCUACGACUCUAAGUUCCUCCCGAGCUUUCCUCUUCAUAACUCCAAAACCAUGUCGAAACCAUCGACUUUUCACAUCGACAUCCUUAUGUCGCUCUACAGCUAGAAAGCCAAUGGCAAUGCCAACGGCAAAGGUAAAAUCGAAACCCAAGCCACAGCUCAAAGCUAAGCCAGGGGUCGCAAGUCAAAUCAAAUCCCCCGAAUUAGUUGUCGCGAAACCACCAUCGCUGGCUCCAAAACCUCUCAAGUACCACAGCUAUGCCGAUAUUCUGGCUGCGAAACCACAUACCACAAUUCUCUACCAAGCGGCUUCGCAUACCGGAUACAUUGUGACCUCCUACAUAGCUGGAACCUUUCUUCUGGGAUUUGCCGGUCUCACUUUCUGGAAUAAUUACGUUCAUAUCCCUGAUGAUAUUGCUGUAUGGGUUCCCUAUGCUUUCGGCGGCAUAUCUUUCCUCCUCGCUUGUUGUGGAGGCUACGUCAUUCUCUCUCCCGCCGGUCUCAUUAAAUCUAUAACCGCCGUCCCUGCCAGCCUAUGCGCUCAUCCUCCAAAAGUCGCCGCACCUCUUUAUGUAGAGGUUGCCCUCAAAAAAAUUGUUCCUAUUCCAUUCAUGCCUCCGCGCAUUCUAACUCUACCACCCUCUUCCCUCCAUCUUACAAGUCAUCUUUAUCAAGCCAGAACUCCCGCCGAGGAACGAGCAUGGAAUAGGAUAGUUGAGGCAAAGAAAAGGGAGUUGGAAGAAUAUGAUAGAACGCACAUUAUUGGAAGAGGCACACGAAAGAUUUCAGUGGGCUUAUUUGAGUUGGUAAGGUCAUUUGGAAGAUGUUGGACAAGGGAUGGAUUCAUUCCAGUGAGAGUUACAGAGAGAGGAAAGGGAAGAGUUCUGAAAUUAGAUGGAGAGGCUGGAUGGGCACAAGAUGGAGGGAGAGCGUUGGAGAAAAUUAUAAAGGUUCAAGAGUCUAAGAGAGUGGGGUUCUAG